AUGUUCUCAAGCUCUCGUGAAAUUUUUCAACGAACUUGCGCGUUUUUUGGAAUUUUUAACAACUCCAUUCUGGCGCUACUGAUCUUGUAUAGAUCCCCAAAAAAGUUGGGCAACUACAAGUUUUUGAUGAUGUACAUCUCGAUUUUUGAAACCCUGUACUCCCUGCUAGACUUUUCGACGAUCCCGGAGAUAUUCAGCAAAGACUACGUGUUUUUGAUAAUUAUUGAAAAGCGAUUGACAGUUUUGCCAAAUUUUUUAUUGCAAUGCGCUUUGAUUAUCUUCGGCAGUCUUUUCGGGAUGUCCAUGGCGAUUUUCGCUAUUCAUUUUGUCUAUAGAUACCUAGUUAUGACUGGAAGCCAGUUCAUCAAAACCCAUCAUCUUUUAAAAGUUCUUGGCCUAAUUGGGUUCACACUUUGCAUGGGCGUCGCCUGGAGUUUCCUCCACAGUUCAUAUCACCCAAUUCCUCAGGCCGAUAUUUUUCUUGACGUGGAAUAUUUGAAACCAAGAAACUUACAACUUACCGAAAUAAGCUACUCGGGCCCAUGUUUUCAAGUUCAAGACGAGAAAGGCGUUCUCCGGAUGAAUUGGGAUGUAGUUGGAACUACUGGAGUUAUGAUUCUACUCAUUAGUCUCAGUUUUUCAACAGUCUUCUACUGCGGCAUUUCCAUCUACAAGAACAUCAAAUCAAUGACUUCAAUGAGAUCCUCCCUGGACCAAUCCCUCCAAUCUCAACUGUUCUACGCCCUUGUAUUUCAAACCCUCAUCCCAGUUAUCUUAAUGCAUAUUCCUGCAAGUUUUGGGUUCCUUGUCUCAAUUUUCGGUAAUUCCAUUCAACUCUUCGGACAGCUCCCUACUUUCUCAAUUUUCUUGUUCCCAAUGCUGGAUCCACUCCCAAACUUUUUCAUUAUCCGAAGCUACCGCCAGGCUAUUACAGAAUUUUUCGGAUGCAUACUGUCUACGACUUCCAGCCAUAAAACUGACUCAAAUCAUAAACUGGAAAUGCGACCAAGAGCUGCUGCAAUUGUUGUAAAUUGAAUAUGAAGAUUGCGGUGGAAUUUAAUUUUUUAAAAAUUGUUCGUUAAAAUGAAUACUCUUAAGAAUGA
Messenger RNA from Caenorhabditis elegans, 1103 nucleotides. It is a transcript of the gene str-247, whose product is annotated as Seven TM Receptor. The transcript has 5 exons. Lineage: Eukaryota; Metazoa; Nematoda; Chromadorea; Rhabditida; Rhabditidae. Gene Ontology annotation, biological process: detection of chemical stimulus involved in sensory perception of smell. The record is from RefSeq and is marked reviewed. The coding region runs from base 1 to 1035 and encodes 344 amino acids.